AUGGAUACUGUAAGUGAAAAGUCACAAAUAGAAGAUGUACUAGAUAAAAUACUUCCUGGUAAGGACCUGAAUUUGGUUACGUUAAAAAGUGUAAGGAAAGACGUGGCAGAUUUUUUGAAUGUUGAAGAAUCUUAUUUUUCAGAGAAUAAAGAAAAGAAGGAAUUAUUAAAAACUAUAUUAAAAGAGAAAAUUUUGAUAUUAUAUAAUGAACAACAAAAUGAGGAAAAAAAAAAAAAAAAAAAAAAUUCUCAGAGUGAUAUUUCAGAAAAGAAAGAAAAAUCUAAAGCUGAUUUACAAAAAAGUGAAUCGAAAAAUAAUAAUUUAAAAAAAAAAAGAAAAAUUAUUGAAAGUGAAGAAGAAACCAAUAUUAAUUCAGAUGAAGAAGAAGAAGAAGAAGAAUUUCAGAGAAAAAAACCAAAAAAGCAAAAAAAUAGUAAUGUUUCUACAUUAUCCUUAUUAGAAAAAAAAAAAAAAAAAAAAAGAGAUAGUGAGUCAUCUAAUAAUAAUGAUUAUAACGACGAAUAUGACGAAGAUGAUGAUGAACAAGAAGAAGAAGAAAGCCUUUCAAAAAAAAAAAGCAAAAAGAAAAAUUCAACAACUUCUCCUAAAGUUAAAAAUGUCCAUACAAUAAAAAAAGAAAAAUUAAGAAAAAUUGUAUUAGACUUAAAAAUAGGACCAACCAUUUUUAAAGAUUUGAACAAAGAAGAUGACGAAGAUUAUAAUAAGAAAUUAGAAGAACGAAUUAUACAAUACUGUGAAAAAAAAGGAAUAUGUUCAGAAAAAAAUAAAUUACCAACACCUACCGAAGUAUAUGAAUAUAAAAAAAGUAUUAAAUUAAAAGAGGAACUUGAUGGUAUUGAUCCUUCUAAUAUUAUAGAUACCACAACAAGACCAAGAAGGAGAAAUCCUAACCCUUACAUAAGCCAGUCAUUUGUAGCUUCGGAUGAAGAAGAGGAAGAGGAAGAAGAUAAUGAAGAUGAUGACGAUGAUGAUGAAGUGGUACAUGAAGAAGGAGAAGGAGAAGCAGAUGAAGAAGAAAAUGAUAAAAAGAAGAAAAAAAAAUUAAGUAAGGAAAAGAAAAAGAAAUCUGACAAAAAUAAAAAACAUGAUGAAGAUGCAGAUGAAGAUGCAGAUGAAGAUGUAGAUGAAGAUGUAGAUGAAGAUGACGGGGAUGAAAAGGAUGAAGAGGAUGAUGAAGAUGAAGAAGAUGAAGAAGAUGAAGAUGACGACGACGAAGAAGAUGAUGACGAUGAUGACGAUGAAGAUGAUGAUGAUGAUGAUGACGAUGAAGAUGAUGACGAAGAUGAUAAAGAUGACGAAGAAGAUGAUGAUUAA
Messenger RNA from Plasmodium reichenowi, 1335 nucleotides. RefSeq lists its product as hypothetical. The record is from RefSeq and is a predicted model, not a curated record. Bases 1 to 1335 code for a protein of 444 amino acids. NCBI's taxonomy places the organism in Eukaryota, Apicomplexa, Aconoidasida, Haemosporida, Plasmodiidae. The transcript is spliced from 2 exons.